Molecule: messenger RNA, 5017 nt
Organism: Sitodiplosis mosellana (orange wheat blossom midge)
Lineage: Eukaryota; Metazoa; Arthropoda; Insecta; Diptera; Cecidomyiidae
Product: ATP-binding cassette sub-family G member 4
Exons: 13
Coding region: 1669-3747 (692 amino acids)
Cellular component (GO): plasma membrane
Molecular function (GO): ABC-type transporter activity; ATP binding; ATP hydrolysis activity
Source: RefSeq, a predicted model, not a curated record
CGUCAUGUAAUCGAACAAAAUGAUUCAUUUAAGUGGGCGUAUUCAUAGUGAUUUUGGAUGCAGUUUCAAUCUAUGCGCUUGUUGUCGAAAAUAUUCUGCAUCGAGAACGCAUCAUGAAAUAGGUGUCGAAGGGCAUUCCGGAGGUAAGAAUUUUUCAAAACGAAUUCAGAAUUCGAACAAUCAUGUUUUCGCAAUGUCUUGACAUUCUGAAGAAAGCAGAACAACCAGGGAGAAACGGAAGAAAUACAUACAACAAAAAUAAUAUGAAAAUUCCAAGGGAUUGAUACAUGAAGCGAGUCUAGUUUUCGAUCAUUUUUUCCUCGGAAUUAAUUAAAACCAACAUCAGAAAACUACACCUACGAAGAGAAAGAAAAAAAACAACAACCAAUUGCCAUCAAAAAUCAAUCAGAUACUCAGCAAACUAACCGAUAAGAUUUGAAGCAAAAGACGUAGCCCACUUGAAACCAAAUCGUUUUGAUAAAAAGAAAUAAAUCAUGACAAAAACAUGAAGUCUUCGGAACAAACCAAUUGUAAAUUACGUUAGUAAUAAAAUAAAAAAGUAUGUGUAAAGUGUUAGUUCUAAAGAAAAAUGGUAGAUAAAAUAAAUUUUAAAAGCAAAAAAUUUAAAUAAAAACAAAAAAUAAUAGGCAUAAACAUUGAAGAAAAAAAACACAAUGCUCUUUUUUCCCAGCGUUCAUUUUUUGCAUAAGAACUUCGUUGCAGGUGAAAAAAAAAUGUCAGUCAUCCAAUCAGCCAGUCAAUUAAAAAGUAAUUGCAGAUGAAAAUGAAUGUACAUAAUACUGGCUUGAUCAUUAUUAUAAAUUCAGAAUGAUGUUGAAAUCUCUCAGCGUUUGUCUCUGGAGUGUGUUGGGGAAAUCGACGACAUUUACUCUGCGAAUCAAAACGCCGAGCUAGUUAGUUGUUGUCGGACUUUUGCUCAAUGUGGACUGGUUGUGACAAAAAGGAUGGGUGAUUUAUAGAAAAAAAAACUACACAGUGAUAGAAACCAACAACUGUGUAUGUAAGAAUAUAGAAAUAUAAACAAAUCUUAGAGCAACGAAGCAACUGUGAAAUAUUUCAUUGACAUUGCUCAAUACAACGUGCUGAAAUAGUUUUGCACAAAUUCAAACCCGGAGAUAAAUAGAAACGAGCAUUUUCACGGAAUUUCAAACAAUUUUCGAAGAAAAAAAUAUUUUUAUUUGUAGUAUACGAGGAAAAGAGAAGGAAAAAAGCUAAAAGAGCAUAAAAAAGAAGAAAGAAUUGGUUUUUUGGAAUCAAAGAAAAAAAAUUCAUUGAAUUAUAAUGAACAAAGUGUCAAUGUGUCCACACUGUCGAGUUUAGUAUCCACAAAAUAGAGUCGCGUGUGUGUUGUAUAUAAGUUUUGUCCUCUAGAAAAAAGAAUACCAUUUACAUAUAUCUCUAUCGCCAAAGAGCAGCGUGAAUCUAUCGUGAAGAAGUGAACGAACAACAACAACAACAAAUAAAUUAUCAAAGUGCCUUCGCAUUUGCGUACGCGUUUGUACGUCACGUCUGAUAUCUAUUCGUCAUUGAUGUAAAUGACAUUAGUGUUAAUUUCCUAAGGAAAUUAAUGUGAUUAUACUCCGCGUUUUUUUUUUUGGUACAAAUUCGAAUUUAUCGCACAUUUUUUUCUCAUUCGAUACGUGCUCAAUGUUCAAAAACAUGGAUUUAGACAGUGACUAUAUAUUGAAUAAUAAUAACAAGAAAAGCGGUGCAAUCAAAUUGCAGAUUGUUCCAGCACAACCGAAGACACUAUCACAUCUGCCAUCACGGCCGCCCGUCGAUUUAGCAUUCCAUGACUUGGUGUACAGCGUGCGCGAGGGACGACGAAAUCAUGAAAAAGAAAUCUUGAAAAAGAUCAGCGGUCGAUUCCGUUCGAAGGAGUUGACGGCAAUUAUGGGUCCAAGCGGAGCUGGAAAAUCAACACUUUUGAACAUUUUGUCGGGUUACAAAUCGUCAAACAUCAAAGAUGGUACCAUCAAAAUGAACGGUCGUGAUCGAAAUAUCAGCCAGUUCCGAAAACUUUCCGCUUACAUCAUGCAAGAUAACCAACUACACGGAAAUCUCACGGUUGAAGAAGCAAUGACUGUUGCCGCCAACCUCAAACUGAGCGUUAAAGUGUCGAAAAGUGAUAAAAAUGUUGUGAUCGGUGAAAUUUUGAACACAUUGGGUUUGCAAGAGCACCGUCGCACAUUGACACGCAAUUUGUCCGGUGGACAGAAGAAGCGUCUUUCAAUCGCUUUGGAAUUGGUCAACAAUCCACCGGUGAUGUUUUUCGAUGAGCCAACAUCGGGUCUGGACAGUUCAACAUGUUUCCAAUGCAUCAGCCUGUUGAAAUUUUUGGCACGCGGUGGCCGAACAAUCAUCUGCACCAUUCAUCAGCCAUCGGCUCGUUUGUUCGAAAUGUUCGAUCAAUUGUACACAUUGUCCGAUGGUCAAUGCGUUUAUCAAGGAAACACCAAACAAUUGGUGCCAUUUUUGAGUACAUUGAAUUUGGAGUGCCCUAGUUAUCACAAUCCAGCUAGUUAUAUCAUUGAAGUUGCCUGCGGCGAACACGGUGAUCACACCAAAAAAUUGAUGAACGCCAUUGAAAAUGGACGCAAAGACAUUCGCACCGAAACCGAUUUUGCCAGUUUGAAGAGCCGUUUUGAUAUCGCCAAAGUACACAAUUUGAAAGCGAAUCUAGACAAAAACGUUGCCACCAAUGUCACCGAGAAAUUCACCGACAACCUAAACUCCAACGGUUCCAACUUAUUGCAAUCGACUAUUAACGAUAUUGCCAAAGAAGACAAAAAUACUGUUGCCAUCCCAGUGGAUAAUGAAAAAGACAUCGAUGAAGUUAACUCGGCUCUACUCGGUGGAGACGAAAUUAACUCGCCAGAACGCUAUCCAACAUCACAGUUCCGACAAUUCUGGACAGUGCUCAAACGUACACUUUUAUUCAGCAGACGUGAUUGGACAUUGAUGUACCUUCGUUUAUUUGCACACAUUUUGGUCGGUUUCUUGAUCGGAGCUCUCUAUUACGACAUUGGUAACGAUGGUGGCAAAGUUUUGAGUAAUUUAGGUUUCCUCUUCUUCAACAUGUUGUUCUUGAUGUACACUUCCAUGACGAUCACAAUUCUAUCAUUCCCUCUUGAGAUGCCUGUGCUGCUAAAAGAAAAUUUCAAUCGCUGGUAUUCGUUGAAAUCAUAUUACCUGGCAAUCACUGUGUCUGAUUUACCAUUCCAGUCGAUAUUCUGCGUGGUUUACGUGUCAAUCGUAUAUUAUUUCACAUCGCAACCGCUGGAAUGGAAUCGAUACUUUAUGUUUUUGGCGGCGUGUCUGUUAAUUUCGUUCGUGGCGCAGAGUGUUGGUUUGGUGGUGGGCGCUGCAAUGAAUGUACAAAAUGGUGUUUUCUUGGCUCCAGUCAUGUCCGUACCAUUCCUGUUGUUCUCCGGUUUCUUCGUAUCCUUCGAUGCCAUUCCAAUCUACUUGCGCUGGAUCACCUAUCUGUCAUACAUCCGAUAUGGAUUCGAAGGCACUGCAUUGGCCACCUACUCGUUUGGUCGCGAAAAAUUAAAGUGCCAUCAAACGUAUUGCCAUUUCCGUUCGCCCGAAACCACAUUACAGGAAUUGGACAUGCUUGAUGCUAGCUUUACACUUGAUAUUGUUGCCUUAGUAGUAAUUUUCGUGAUUUUACGUGUAUGCGCAUACAUUUUCUUGAGCUGGAAACUUCGCUCAUCGCGAUAGGGUCGACAAAUGCCAGCCAAACCAAAAUGCGAUGUUACAACAACAACAAAAACGAUGGAAAGGCCGAUUUUUUUGUGUUUUUAUGUAAAAUGUAAAAUUAUUUUAUUCUAAAAGUAGGUUAAGUAAGUGGAAAAAACACAUAGACAAUUCGUGUGUGUUUUUUUUUCUGGUGAUUUUCGUUUUUCAAUUGUAUAAAUGUGGGCACAACAUGUUUUGCAUUGCGCCAAAAUCAAUUUAGAGAGAAUUUGAAUGUAAAAUGGUUGAAUUUAAUGAAUAUAUGCUCAAAAUUGGGAACUAAUUUCAAAUGUAAAGUUACCGCAAUAUCGAACGAAUUUAACUCGGAACAACAACAACAACUAUAGCAAAUGAAAUGAAGAUAUUUUCGAUUUUCCAGCACACAUACAAACAAUGUCUGAAACUCUUGCCAAAAUUCUUUUUCUACUCUGCCCCCAUCUGUAAGCGACAUUUAUUUAUAUACACAGUAGAAUAAAAAACAAAAGAUUUCUAGACUUGCUAGAAAACAAAAUGAAGAAGCAAGAACAUGUUUUUUGAUAUUUACAAAUGAUAAAUUAUAAUGACGUAAAAAAAAAAUCGAUGAACAAUAAAAUUUGGAAGACAACAAAGAACGGUUAUUGUGGCCCAGUUUAAUGAAUGAUAUUCAUGUUCAACACAUAAUUCUGUCCAUUUUUUCCUCUUUUUCUAAACCUAUACGAUAUGAUAUUGCCAACAUUGACUCUAUGGACUAUAUUUAUAUGCAGAAAUGGCUAGGAAAAUAACAACAACAAUCAACCGCUUUUUGUAUCGAGUCGACUCAUAUGUCAGUUGCUGGAAUAUAACCUUUGAAUUAAAAAAAAAACUAUCUAGUGCAAUGGCGCAAGCGUUCAAGACCAAAAUAUGUGCUUUCUUUUUUCAAAUGUUAGAAAUGAAAUGAAACAAAUGAAAAAAUUGAGUAAAAAAAAUCAAAAAUUGAUUCGAAUGAUUGAUAUUUACACACAUUCACACAAUAAGAGAAAUAAAUGUAAAACGGUUCUAGGAUAUUUAUACGAUUUUAUUCUAUUUACGCAACAACAAUAACAACAACAAAAAAUACACGAAUUUCUACUCUUUUUGUACGAUUUAAAUGGUGGCUUAUUUGUUGUUCUUUCUCGUUUUUUUUUUUUAAGAAAACCAAUUUGAGAAAUCUUUUUGUCAAUUCAAGGCACAUUUGAUCCGAACUAAAAAAAACAACAAAUUUUUUCGAUCAAAAUAAAGUGAAAUUAUUUAAAUGUAA